AAAUGGAAAUAAUCAUUCGUUUUGUCAAAAUAUCUGAAAUAAAAGUAAACCUCCAAAUAGUCUGAGAUAUACCAAUGUUCUAGAACUUGACCUGAGUAAUAUAUUUUAGUUGUCUUUUAACCAUUAUUUUUUUUUAGGUGGAAGGGGUGGUCAUGUUCUAGAAUUUGACCUCUAUUUUUUUUUUAUUUACGGUGAUCGAUGUUAUAAAUGUUCAGAAACGUUUAUGAUUUUCCAGUUUUGUACAAACUAAAGUCUGUGCUUGGUCGGAAUCUUUUAAAGCAACUAGUGACAAGCGUUUCGGUAACAACCAUGGAAAAAGCUGUUCGACCGGAAUACGAUGGAACCCCGGGAAGAAGCGUUAUAGACAAAAAAGGAGCCUUUCAGAGAUCCCAGUCGGCCUUCCGAAACUGGGUGACAGCUGACGGGUCUUCUGGUUUUAAGGCACAACCUGGUCGCUAUCAUCUCUACGUUUCUUUGGCCUGUCCAUGGGCUCACAGGACGCUGAUCCUCCGGAAGUUAAAAGGGUUGGAUGAUGUCAUAUCCGUUAACAUAGUUGAUUGGCUGUUAAAUUUUGAGACUGGAUGGGAAUUCAACGAAAAGAGAGAUGGCUGUACUCCUGAUACUGUCAAUAGCGUCAAAUACUUAAAAGAGGUUUACAGGAAAGUUGAUCCAGAUUACAAUAAAAGUGUAACAGUUCCUGUAUUAUGGGACAAAGAGACAAAGACGAUCGUAAACAACGAAUCGAGCGAAAUCAUCAGAAUGCUCAACUCAGAAUUUAACGACUUCUGCAAAACUGAGGAACAAAAACAAUUGGAUUUUUAUCCUGAGAAUCUGAGAAAAUCUAUUGAUGACAUAAAUGAGUGGAUAUACCCAAACAUAAACAAUGGGGUAUACAGGGCUGGAUUUGCCAGGACACAAGAAGCUUACGACGAAGCGGUGUUCGGCCUUUUUGAUGCCCUGGAUAAGGUGGAGUCCAUUUUGUCCAAGCAACGAUAUCUGGUCGGAUCCAGUUUAACAGAGGCCGACAUCCGGUUGUUCGUUACAUUGGUCCGCUUUGAUUCAGUAUAUGAGCAACAUUUCAAAUGUAACAAGAAGAGGAUACUUGACUAUCCUAACAUAUGGCCGUAUGUAAGGGAUAUUUAUCAAAUACCAGGAAUCGCAGAAACAAUUAAUAUGGAACAUAUAAAGAAACAUUACAUGAUGAGUCACCGUUCAAUCAACCAGUACGGAAUAGUGUGUAUAGGACCCGACCUCGACUUCAUGGCUCCACAUGGUAGAGACAAAAAGUACUGACCAGGAGAAAGACUUGAAAGUUAAUAUAUACCACAUGGACUCCUAUGAGAUUAAUGUAGUGACUUGCAAAAUGACUUACAAUAUAUAUAUUUAUAUUUUCAUGAUGAUAUACAAGUAUAUAAGCAACACCAUGUACAUGUAUGUCCGAUAUCACUCCAAUACCGGUGUUUCCACUUUUGUCUACAUGUAGAUGUAAUUGUAAUUGUCCUUUUUUUUAAUUAUUGAUAUUACAUUGGUGUUUUGAUUUGGACGACUUUUUAUUUUGUUGCAAAGAAACUGUACAUAGUUUGUUCUUUAAUACAUGUAGUUUAAUUAAAAUAUUUCAUAAUUUAA
Molecule: messenger RNA, 1626 nt
Organism: Magallana angulata
Lineage: Eukaryota; Metazoa; Mollusca; Bivalvia; Ostreida; Ostreidae
Product: glutathionyl-hydroquinone reductase YqjG-like
Exons: 8
Coding region: 208-1293 (361 amino acids)
Cellular component (GO): cytoplasm
Molecular function (GO): glutathione transferase activity
Source: RefSeq, a predicted model, not a curated record